Messenger RNA from Zasmidium cellare ATCC 36951, 894 nucleotides. RefSeq lists its product as uncharacterized. The record is from RefSeq and is a predicted model, not a curated record. Gene Ontology annotation, cellular component: membrane. The transcript is spliced from 5 exons. Bases 1 to 894 code for a protein of 297 amino acids. Lineage: Eukaryota; Fungi; Ascomycota; Dothideomycetes; Mycosphaerellales; Mycosphaerellaceae.
AUGAACACCUCCAGCCCUCGGCCUCACCCUCCCCGUCACCGCAACCUUUGCCCUCCCGCUCUCCGCCUACUACCUCCUCCUCCAAACACGCGUUAUCCGCCAGCGUUUCGCGACCAAAACCGCCAUAGCCCACCAUCCACCUCCUCGCCCUCCGACCCGCUCCUCGCCGCCGUGCGCGCCCAGACGAACUUCGUCGAGAACGUGCCCCUCGCACUCAUUCUCGCUGGCAUCGUGGAGGUCAAUGGUGGAUCAAAGAGGUUGUUGACGUGGACGUUGGGAGGGCUACUCUUAAUUACAUUGGAGAUGUUGAUUAACAGGGGUGGAUGUUUAAACUAUCAAAAUCGAUUAAGGAACUGGUUCGAGUGCAAUACCUCUAGAAUUGAUGUAAGAGUGUUAGAGAUCUCGAUUCAAACUUAUUUUAGCAAGGGUCUUCGAGAUUCUACAUAUGGCUUCGACGCGUUUGUCUGCAAGACGUGUUGGCGAGGAAGGCGCGUCUGGGGUGUCGGUGUUGCUGUUGAGAAGGCAGCACGACGCCGGCUUCUUCUGCUGUUAUGCCUCUUCGUGCCUCGUGACGACAAGCCUCGAAAUCCUGGUGAUACGCUGAAACGCGACUUCACUGCCGGUAUCAGCGCCCUCCAGCACCAAUCCCUGUUCAGCGACAUCAAACGCCCAAUGUCCACGCCGCGGUCACGACCAGUCGUGAAUUCGACAUCCUCUCGAACAUUGCGAGGUCACAUCUCCAUUGACGCGACACCGACCCGCUUCGCUGGAAGAAUAGUCGCCAUCGAGUCUUACGAGGCGUGGAUGGAAAAGCAGAAACGCGAGGAGAUGAGAAGGAUAUGGGCGAAGAAGGUCGAUGGAGGUCUUGCGUAUGCGAUAGCGUGUAGGUUGUAA